This is a messenger RNA of Rhododendron vialii, 2381 nucleotides long. RefSeq lists its product as uncharacterized. The record is from RefSeq and is a predicted model, not a curated record. NCBI's taxonomy places the organism in Eukaryota, Viridiplantae, Streptophyta, Magnoliopsida, Ericales, Ericaceae. The transcript is spliced from 15 exons. Bases 285 to 2237 code for a protein of 650 amino acids.
GGCGCCUUGAUCUUUGUCGUUACGCCAAAGAGCGUUGCAGAGUUCCACUUCCCUCCUUCCACCACUAGGGCUUCCCUGAGUAGACACUAUGGCCGUGGGCGUAGACAGCAUGGCCGUUGCCCCAGACGCUUCUUCAUCAGAAUCACAAGGGUGUGCAUGGUCGGGUUAGGUGGAUUAAAGGGUAUAUUUUUCAACCAACUUGUACUUAGCGGGUUGAAUUUUGUUGUUUUACCAGCUGGGCCCCCAACCAUUAAAACCAGCGGGUUAGGCGGUUAGAUCGGGAGAUGGAAGAAUCGGUUGAAGAAUCCUUUGAAGAUCCAGAUAUCCGUUCCUAUCCGGUAUACAAGAGGGAAGAUCCUCAAAGACGAAGGCAGAAGGUUUAUAUUGGUUGUGGAGCUGGGUUUGGGGGUGACAGACCAUUGGCAGCUCUCAAGUUACUUCAGAGAGUGGAUUUGAACUAUAUAGUCCUUGAAUGCCUAGCAGAGCGCACCCUUGCAGACCGGUACCAUGCAAAAGAGGCUGGUGGCGUGGGUUAUGAUCCUCGUAUUGACGAGUGGAUGCAUUUGCUCUUGCCUUUGGCUGUAGAGAAAGGAACUUGCAUAAUAACAAACAUGGGUGCAGUGAGUUCGGUUACUGCUCAGAAAAAAGUUUUAGAGAUUGCAAGCAGCCUGGGCAUUAGUAUUAGUGUUGGUGUGGUCAAUCAAUUUGCUAUCAGAAAAGCUGGUUUGGAUCCUGGCAUGUUGGGCAGACCAAUCAGCGUAUAUCUGGGAGCUGCUCCUAUUGUUGAAUGUCUGGAGAAGUAUAAUCCAAAUGUUGUUAUUACAUCUCGGGUUGCCGAUGCUGCCUUAUUCUUAGCUCCAAUGGUAUACGAACUAGGUUGGGACUGGGAUGAGUUCGAGCUGCUAGCCCAAGGUUCUUUGGCUGGUCACUUGCUGGAGUGUGGUUGUCAACUUACAGGAGGGUAUUUUAUGCAUCCAGGAGAUAAAUACCGAGAGAUUCCUUUCCCAUGUCUACUUGAUUUGUCACUUCCUUAUGCUGAAGUGAGUUAUGAUGGGAAAGUGUGUGUCGCAAAGGCUGAUGGCAGUGGUGGGGCUUUAAAUCUUGGCACUUGUGCGGAACAACUCCUUUAUGAGGUUGGGGAUCCAGGUGCUUAUAUUACCCCAGAUGUGAUAGUAGAUUUUGGUGAUGUUUUAUUUCAACCACUAUCAAGCAGUAAAGUUAUUUGUUCUGGAGCAAAACCAUGUGCUUCAGUAGUACCUGAGAAACUGUUGUUCUUGACUCCGAAGGACUGUGGAUGGAGAGGAUGGGGAGAGAUAUCCUAUGGAGGAUAUAUGUGUGUAAAACGUGCUGAAGCUGCUGAAUUUCUGGUAAGGUCAUGGAUGGAAGAAGUGUAUCCUGGUAUUAAAGAUCGGAUAGUUUCUUACAUAAUUGGUUUGGAUAGCCUCAAGGCAACCAGCAUUGAUAACAGCAUCCCUUUGCGGGCGGCUGGCAAAGAUAUUAGGCUACGAAUGGAUGGGCUAUUUGAGAAUGAGGAACAUGCAGUCCGAUUUACAAAAGAGUUUACAGCUCUGUACACAAAUGGCCCAGCUGGAGGUGGUGGUAUCAGCACUGGACGCAAGAAAGAGAUUAUUCUUGAAAAAGGAUUUAUUGAGCGCGAAGACGUUGAGAUAUAUAUUUGUGCGGAGCAAAACGAAAUAGCAAGCCCAAGUAAUCAUAGCACUGGUCUUGAAAAAGUAGAUGAAUCGAAAAUCCAUUCCCCUGAGAAACCCUUCUCGCCGGCAGCCAAACAGGAAGCUUCGUACAAUUCCCAGCAAGAACUUAUAUUACCAGAAAUAGAAUUUUCUCCUGCACCUUCUGGCCAAAAGAUCCCACUUUAUGAAGUAGCCCACAGCAGGGCGGGCGACAAAGGAAACGACAUCAAUUUUUCCAUCAUCCCACAUUUUCCGCCGGAUAUUGUUAAGCUGAAGGUGAUAAUUACACCGGAAUGGGUAAAGGAGGUAGUGUCGGCUCUUUUGAAUCCCUCUUCGUUUCCUGACUCGGAUGCCAUCAGAAAGAGAGACCAAUGGGUCAAUGAACAUGUGAAGGUGGAAAUAUAUGAAGCUAGAGGGAUACAUUCCUUGAAUGUCGUGGUUCGGAACAUUCUAGAUGGCGGUGUCAACUGUUCUAGGAGAAUUGACAGGCAUGGAAAAACGAUUUCCGACGUGAUAUUGUCCCAGCAAGUGGUAUUACCUCCCUGAUUUGUUGUACUGUAUAUCCUCCUCCUCAUGUUGUAUUCCAACUAGGAGAAUCAACUUUGUAUUGUGAUUUCUGGAUUAAUCUAACGUGGAAUACUUGUUUCUGGAUUCAUUCUAUGAACCCCAUGGUUGCAAGACUUUCCUCAA